Molecule: messenger RNA, 3088 nt
Organism: Linum tenue
Lineage: Eukaryota; Viridiplantae; Streptophyta; Magnoliopsida; Malpighiales; Linaceae
Source: the annotation of a GenBank genome assembly
AAAAAACAUUAAUAAACCACAAUUUAAUUUAAUUUAAUAAAAAACUAAUAUUCCCAAAAAGUCGAGCUGCUUCAGCUCUCUCCCUGGGUUUAUAUCACUAAACUGUUUCUCAGCUCUAAUUUCCUUUCAUCUCUAAUUACAGACAGAUUUCUUAUUUAAUAUAAUUCCCCAUUCUCAUCUCUCUCUCACUUCGUUUCAUAUCCCAAACAGCAGCAUCAGAGUAAAAGAGGGAGAUAUAGAGCGCUAGAGAGAGAAGGAAGGAAGGAAGGACGCAGAAGGCGAAGAAAGGAAGAAGAAGACGACAAGCACCACUUCACAGAAACCAACAGGAAGGCAGCUCUUCCUUCUUCCAUUCUCAAACUGCGUUGGCAAUUUUUAUUUUUUUUUGUGUGGAUCUACUGCCGCAUUUGGAUGUGAGGGCGAUAAAAAAGGCGCGGGAGGAGGAGGAGGAGAAGCAGCUAGAAAACUAAACUUCGAUCAGAUCGGUAGAUGGCGGACGCUUCCGGCGAAGGCGCGGACCUUAACGGCGGUACUCCUACUCCUGCUGCUUCUGUCUUUACUGCCGCGAAUGCUGGUGGAACGCCGACCUCGACGGCACCGCCACUGGCGCCGCCGCUAACGGUGUCAGGAUCCUUCAAGGAAGGGCCGAGGAGCUCGUCGAGGAGAAGGACGGCCGCCGUCAGGAAGAGCUUCGACGCCGAUAACGAGUUCAUGACCUUGCUUCACGGCUCGGAUCCGGUCAAGGUCGAGCUCAAUCGGCUCGAGAACGAAGUUAGAGAUAAGGACAGAGAGCUGAGCGAAGCUCAAGCGGAGAUCAAGGCCUUGAGGCUAUCGGAGCGACUUCGAGAAAAGGCCGUUGAAGAGCUCACUGAUGAACUCUCAAAGGUGGAUGGAAAGCUGAAAUUGACCGAAUCUCUUCUAGAAAGCAAGAAUCUGGAAAUUAAGAAGAUCAAUGACGAGAAGAAAGCUUCCAUGGCUGCUCAGUUUGCAGCUGAAGCUACUCUUAGAAGAGUUCAUGCUGCUCAAAAGGAUGAUGAUAUGCCUCCAAUCGAGGCUAUUCUUGCUCCUCUGGAGGCUGAGCUUAAGCUUGCUCGCCAAGAGAUUGCUAAACUUCAAGAUGAUAACAAAGCAUUGGAUCGUCUAACCAAAUCUAAAGAAGCUGCAUUGCUUGAAGCUGAGAGGACUGUUCAGGUUGCCAUGGCUAAGGCCUCCAUGGUGGAUGAUCUCCAGAAUAAGAAUCAGGAAUUGAUGAAGCAGAUAGAAAUUUGUCAGGAAGAGAAUAAGAUUCUUGACAAAAUGCAUAGGCAAAAGGUUGCUGAGGUCGAAAAACUCACACAAACUGUAAGGGAACUGGAAGAGGCAGUGCUUGCUGGUGGUGCUGCAGCCAAUGCUGUGAGGGAUUAUCAGCGGAAAGUUCAAGAGAUGAAUGAGGAAAGGAAAACCUUAGAUCGGGAACUGGCUCGAGCAAAGGUAACUGCAAACAGAGUGGCAACAGUAGUAGCAAAUGAAUGGAAAGAUGCUAACGACAAAGUGAUGCCUGUAAAACAAUGGCUUGAAGAGCGGAGAUUUUUGCAGGGGGAGAUGCAGCAACUCCGCGACAAACUCAACAUAGCUGAACGAACUGCAAAAUCUGAAGCACAGUUGAAAGAGAAAUAUCAGUUGCGGCUCAAAGUUCUGGAAGAAACCUUGAGAGGAUCUUCAAGUAGUAGUAGUAGUAGUCGCAGUGCAUCAGAUGGAAGGAGUACAAGUAAUGGGCCAUCUCGGCGCCAAUCCUUGGGCGGAGCUGAUAACCUCUCGAAAUAUGGAUCCAAUGGCUUUCUCCCGAAGAGAUCGCCAUCAUCCCAGAGAGCUUUGUCUUCUAGUACCAGCGCUGUGCUGAAGCAUGCUAAAGGAACAUCCAAAUCAUUUGACGGCGGCACGAGGUCACUGGACAGGGGUAGCAAAGCUCUCCUCAAUGGAGGUAGUCCUAAUUGUUCAUUCAACCAGCCCACAGAUGUUCCCAAGGUUACAGAAUCUUCAGAUACUUGGAAAGGAAACCCAGAUGAGAAGCCUACCGACUUCCCUCCAGCAGACACAGAAGAUAAAGUUCCCGGGAUGUUGUAUGAUUUGCUGCAGAAAGAAGUUGUUGCUUUAAGGAAAGCGGGUCAUGAGAAAGAUCAAAGCCUCAAAGAUAAAGAUGAUGCUAUUGAGAUGCUAGCAAAGAAGGUAGAAACAUUAACCAAAGCUAUGGAGGUUGAGGCAAAGAAGAUGAGAAGAGAAGUAGCUGCAAUGGAGAAGGAGGUUGCUGCUAUGCGAGUAGACAAAGAACACGAAAAUAGAGCAAAGCGGUUCAGUCACUCGAAAAGCACCGUCUCUGCAGCUCAGGUGCUUCCUGUAAGGACAGAAGCAUGGGGCGUGGCGGGUUAACACGCAGCACUCAGUGACAUACAGAAGUUAAGUCUCAGCUUUGCCAAAUCAGCAAAGAAGUGGGAAGAAAACGUCUUCAUAGGUUCCGUGUUCUUCCCCUCCUCGGUUCUUUACAUACAUUGUUCGCUCUUCUCUUGGUACUGCAACUGUGAUUGAGAUGGUAACUCAUAUGGUUGCAACCCGAUAUCCUCACUGCCUAGGGAGGAUGAUGACAUCGUUUCGAAAGUAUCGGUUUGCUGCUUCUGACAUAGAAACUACUUGUAUUUCCCUCCUCAUGCCUUAGAUUAUAAGAUAUAUCAUCUGAGCACAAAAGCAAGGUAGCAAGAAAAAAAAAAAGGAGGUCUGUUGGUUCAAAAAAGACAGACGUUAGACUUUUGGGGUAAAGGCUAACCAACCUCUUUUCGUGGUCAGUUUGUGUUGUGUGGUUUGGUUGUAUAGGUGUAGCGAGAGCGCCAUUGCCUUUCAAUUUUUCUCCCUCCCCCCUUGCCUAAAUCACCCGCCUACCAUUUUGCAGUGUUCGUUCCUUUCCCUCUCAGUGUUUACUUACUACUUGGCAGUAGUGUGGUUGUCUUUAUUUCAUCAGGGUUUGUUAAUAUUUUUGUAAUUCAAUAUUAUUAUUAUUACUAUGAUUAGUAUUAUGAUCAUGAUCCAAAGGUACAUCUCCUUUGUGCUUUGUGUUUUA